This is a messenger RNA of Baudoinia panamericana UAMH 10762, 1565 nucleotides long. RefSeq lists its product as uncharacterized. Lineage: Eukaryota; Fungi; Ascomycota; Dothideomycetes; Mycosphaerellales; Teratosphaeriaceae. The coding region runs from base 226 to 1335 and encodes 369 amino acids. The transcript has 3 exons. The record is from RefSeq and is a predicted model, not a curated record.
CUGUCGAUCUAGUAUCCUUCGCUCAUGCAAGAGGCUUCUGGUGACAACUGAUCAGACCGCAAGAGGUGAGUAUCUCGACGUCGUCGCAUGCGACAUAUAGUCCUAGUCAUGACGUAACGUGUGCGCCGAGCGCAACGUGAAGCUAACAGAAUGUACCUUCCGUGUAAUCUUGGUUUGGCACUGUUUGCCGUAUGCUAAGCACUUGUACAAAAUCCCAAGGGCCGUAUGAGAUUAGAGUCUAGGUUCCCCGUCACAGAAGUCGAACAUUGCGAAGUGUUAGUGAUCAUGAAUUACGACAGUCUUGUUGAGACCGUCGUUGACGGGGGCUACCUCCCCGAAUAUGUACUGCGAAUAGGGAUCCGCCGUCAGCUACAAGAACGUAUCAACAUCAACAAGUCUCGAUCCCUAGCUGAGAACUACGCCACUAAGAUGAAGUAUGUUGAGCUUCUUCGAUCACGUCCGAUCGCCAUCGAAACGGCUGCGGCAAACGAGCAACACUACGAAGUCGGCACUGGUAUUCUUCAAGCCAUGCUUGGACCGCGAAUGAAGUACAGCUCCUGUCUUUACCCGAAAGGGACAGAGACUCUGGCUCAAGCAGAGAUUGCCAUGCUGGAGAGUUACGUUGAGAAGGCUCAACUUAAAGAUGGAAUGAGUAUGUUUGACCUGGGGUGCGGAUGGGGCUCGCUCAGCUUAUACCUGGCAGAGGUAUUCCCCAACUCCAACAUCACAGCGCUGUCAAACUCGAAAACGCAGAAGCUCCACAUUGACGCUCAGGCGAAGAGUAAAGGGCUCAGGAACUUACAGGUGGUCACGGCCGACAUCGCAACCCACUCGUUCGCAGGAACAGAACAUGAAGGCGCUUUUGAUCGCGUACUUAGCAUCGAGCUGUUCGAGCACAUGAAGAACUACGAGCUCCUCCUCGCCAAAGUUGCCACCCUUCUGAAGCCGCAUGGAAAGCUCUUCGUGCACUUGUUCGCCCAUAAGGACUCACCGUACGACUUUGAGACAGGCUGGAUGACGACGCAUUUCUUCACCGGCGGUACCAUGCCAUCAGCAGAUCUGCUCCUCUACUUCCAGCGCGACCUGCAAGUAAAGCAGCAAUGGUGGGUGAGCGGGCAGCACUAUGCUAAGACUUGCAAUGACUGGCUGCGCACGAUGAAUGCGAAUCGUACGCAGCUGUGGCCGCAUUUGGAAGAGACGUAUGGUAAGGCGGAAGCGUCACGCUGGUUUUAUCGAUGGCAGGUCUUCUACAUGGCUUGUGCCGAGCUUUUUGCAUGGGACGGCGGAGAUACCUGGGGUGUUUGUCAUUACUUAUUUGAGAAGCGCGCAGAGUAAGGCACGUUCGCUAAAGGCGAGCACAAGACGAACAGUCAGCACUGCCUGUGUAUGGCACCGUCAGGAUCGGGAGAAGGCGAAGAGCCAGCAUUAGAUCCAUACGCCACCGCAAGGAUGAGAAUAUGGCGAAGCCACCGAUUACGCUAGCCACGGAGAAGGGUUUGUGUAACCUGACCUUUCACUUUCCCAAGAUCACUCAAGUUGCAGCUUAGGUGCCCUAAAGGUGAGCA